Messenger RNA from Dicrocoelium dendriticum, 697 nucleotides. NCBI's taxonomy places the organism in Eukaryota, Metazoa, Platyhelminthes, Trematoda, Plagiorchiida, Dicrocoeliidae. The record is from the annotation of a GenBank genome assembly.
CGUUUGCCUGUCAGCCGUUCUAGUCAAUGCAUCACGUUCCGUUUCGACAACGGUGUUUUCUUAACUCUGCGCACCAGCGGCACGGAGCCGAAAAUCAAAUUCUACUCGGAGCUGCGUUCUAAGCCAGAUGAUGGGCGAUCCGAAGCAUCAUUGACUGAGGAGUUGUCUGAACUCAUUGACCUUAUGGUGAAAGAGUUCUACCAACCAGAGAAGAAUGGUUUUGCAGCCAGACCCUCUUAACUGCGUGUUGAUUUCAGCUCAUGGGCUGUGACCGACUGAUCCACCUUGUUGAACUCUACUUCGUGGACUACAGCAUUUCGAUUCUUGUUUUAUCCAGGUUCCGGCAUCCCUUCCACCAUUAUCCCCCUAUUUCUGCAACCUAUGACUUCACUGCGACAAAUGUGCGUUUUUGCACACUUGCUAUUUUUUUUCUAAUCUCUUACCCACUUGUUUGAUUCGAUUUUACCACCAUUCCGUAUUUUUCAUACAUCGUUAACCACUUUUGUUAGGGAUAAUUACAAAUCAUGGAAUGUCCAUUUGGCUGUUGCGUCCAUUUUUCGCAGGUAAUUCGUUUGGCCCCACAGAGCACUACUAGAACUUUAAGUAAUCAGUGUGACUUGUGUGAGAGACACUGUCUGGACUAUCUAACGCUAACAGUGUUGGAACAAAUAAACAACUAAUUUAUACGGGUUGAGAA